CCUUCGCUGCCUCGCCGGCUUCCGUUGUUUCUCAGGAUUGGUCUGUUGUUGUUUUUUUGGUUGCCCCAGAAUCCCUUGCGCGCGGCAGCUGACAUAUAGUAGCUAUGGCCGGAGUCCUGAAGAAGACCACUGGACUAGUUGGGCUAGCUGUAUGUGAGGCACCACAUGAGCGCCUCCGGGUACUCUACUCAAAAAUCCUUGCUGCUCUGGAUAGUAUGCCCAAAGAUGCAUCAUAUAGGAAGUAUACGGAGAACAUUGUAAAUGAGCGGCUUGAUAUAGUAAAAACAGAACCUGAUGUGCAAAAACUGGAAAGUAAAAUCAAUGGUGGACAGAUAGAAGAAGUGAUUUUGCAGGCUGAAAGUGAGCUCAGCCUAGCCAGGAAAAUGGUGCAAUGGCGACCCUGGGAGCCUUUGGUUGAAGAACCUCCGUCUGAUCAGUGGAAAUGGCCAAUAUAGUUAAUGUUAUUUGUAGCUUUUGGAAGUGAAAAAUAUGUAAUCAAAUGUAUGCUGGACAUGAAUGAAAAAUAUCUUAAUUCUACUCAUAA
Molecule: messenger RNA, 544 nt
Organism: Podarcis muralis (Common wall lizard)
Lineage: Eukaryota; Metazoa; Chordata; Lepidosauria; Squamata; Lacertidae
Gene: NDUFA5
Product: NADH:ubiquinone oxidoreductase subunit A5
Biological process (GO): respiratory electron transport chain
Cellular component (GO): respiratory chain complex I
Source: RefSeq, a predicted model, not a curated record